AUGAUGGGCAAGCAGGGGCGGGGAAGCUUCUCCUCGGGCAAGGCGGCGGGGAGCUCGACGGGGGUGAAGAAGAAGAAGAUGGUCAUCAAGCCGUUCAAGGUCCAACCGAAGCUGCCUGAGCAGUUCGAGGACAGCACUUGGGAGAUGCUGCAGAGGGCGGUCGUCGCGAUCCAGACAAAGCAGCCCAUCGAUACGAGCAGGGAGGAGCUUUACAGGGCCGUCGAGGACCUGUGUGUUCACAAGAUGGGCGCCAAUCUCUACGACAGAUUGAGAGACGAGUGCGGGUCCCACACACGUCGGGAGAUGGAGUCCCUGGUAGGACAGACCCCGGACUGCAACGCCUUCCUGCAGCUGGUGGAUCGGAAUUGGCAGGACCAUUGCUCCUCGAUGCUCACCCUGCGGAACGUGUUCCUCUACCUCGACCGCAGCUUCGUGCUUCAGGCGCCCAACCUCCGGAGCAUCUGGGACAUGGGGCUGGAGCACUUUCGGAACCACUUUCAGGCACUAGAGGAGGUAGAGGCCAAGACGGUGGCGGGGAUCUUGACGCUGAUCGAGCGUGAACGAACAGGGGUGGACGUUAACCGUCCCCUGCUCCGCAGCCUCCUUCGCAUGCUGUCAGCGCUACAGGUGUACGAGGAGCUGUUCGAGGGGCGUUUCUUGAGGGAGACGGAGGAGUUCUACGCCGCCGAAGGCGUGCGUUACAUGGCCACCGCCGAUGUACCGCACUUCCUGCAGCACGUCGAGGAGCGCCUUCAGCAGGAGGCAGACCGAGCGUCACUGUACCUGGAUUCGUCGACGCGAAAGCUGCUCGUCACCACAGCGGAAAGCCAGCUCCUCAAGCCUCACACGCAGGCGUUGCUGGAGCGCGGGUUUGGCAGUCUCAUGGACUCGCAGCGGUUGCCGGAGCUGAAGGUCAUGUACCAGCUCUUCCAGCGGGUACAGGCCUUGGAUGAGCUCAAGGCAGCGAUGACGGCGUACGUGCAAUCAAAGGGACUCUACAUAGUCCACGAUAAGGACAACGACAAGCAGAUGAUAUCCAACCUCCUGGCCUUCCGAGCAAAGCUGGACGAGUGCAUCAACACAGCCUGCGACGGGAACGAGUCGUACCGCUACAAGCUCAAGGAGGCCUGGGAAGCUUUCCUCAACGCAAGACACAACCGGCCGGCGGAGCUGAUGGCGAAGUUCUUGGACGUGAAGCUCAAGGGGGAGAAGGGCACGUCGGACGACGAGGUGGAAGCCGUCCUCGAGAGGGUCAUGGUGUUAUUCAGGUAUCUGCAAGGGAAAGACGUCUUCGAAGCAUUCUACAAGAAGGACCUGGCCAAAAGAUUGCUGCUCGGGAAGAGCUCCAGCUUCGACUUGGAGAGGUCCAUGAUCUCCAAGCUCAAGACGGAGUGCGGAAGUGCGUUCACGUCAAAGCUGGAAGGAAUGUUCAAGGACAUCGACCUGAGUCGAGAUCUGAUGACGACGUACUCGCACCACCUCAAGACUAAGCUUCACGACCGAACAGUUUUCAAGCUGGACAAGAGCAGGGAAAUGGAUCUGCACGUGCAGGUGUUGACGACCGGUUAUUGGCCGGGGUACCCCGCUAUGGAGGUGGGAAUGCCGGACGAGAUGAAAGAGCACGUCGAGUGCUUCAGGUGCUACUACCAGAACAAGUACCAGGGUCGGCGUCUUGUGUGGCAACCCGUGUUGGGCCAGUGCGUCUUGAAGGUGGCUUUCCCGAAGGGCCGCAAGGAGCUCGCGGUGUCCCAGCUUCAGACUCUGGUCCUGUGGUGCUUCAGCACGGACGAUGAGGUGUCGUUCGCGGAGGUGAAGGCCAAGACUGCCAUCGAGGACGGCGAGCUACGGAGAACACUUCAGUCGCUCGCCUGCGGGAAGGUGAGGGUGCUUCACAAGGAGCCGAGGGGGCGAGAGGUUAACGACGGCGAUAAUUUUCUGUUCAACAAAGACUUCACGGCGAAGCUGCACCGCAUCAGGAUCAACAGCAUCCAGCUCAAGGAGACCUCGGAGGAGAAUGAAAAGACCCACGAGGCCGUAUUCAGAGACCGGCAGUACCAGGUGGACGCUGCGAUCGUGCGCAUCAUGAAGGCGCGCAAGAACCUGGCGCACACGAUGCUCAUGAGCGAGCUCUUUUCCCAGGUCAAGUUCCCUGCCACGCCUGUGGACCUCAAGAAGAGGAUAGAGUCCCUGAUAGAGCGGGACUACCUCGAGAGAGACCCCAACAAGCCCGGGGACUACCGGUACCUCGCAUGACCACGGGCUGUGGCGGGGGGGGCAUUUAUUGCAUUUUUUUUUCGGUUCGGAACAUGUGUAUUUUAUCCGCUUGAGCUGUCGACAUCUGGGCCAGCGUCCGGUUGUUGACACAUGGCAGGUAUUGAUUACGCCAAGAUGGGGGGAGGUUCCGCUGUAUCAGUUCUUAGGGGGGGGGGGUGGUUGCGGGGCGGGACUUUGCUUGUCACGUCCGCGGGCGCGGCGUUGGUGUUGCGCGGCUGCGACGUUCCAAGAACACGUAUAUGGGCGGUGAUUUUAUUCGUGUUUUUUCGAAUUGGGCAGGUGUCUUUUGCUGAACGGACGGCUGGGUGUUGCUGACUGAGCGGGCGUCUUUUUGCUGAAAUAAUAGACAGGCGUUUCACCGCGCCAAAGGCAAGGCCUAUGGUGGAGUUGGUUUUGGUUGGCAGACUGGUACAGUGCCACCGCUGCUUGGAGAGCGAGAGCAAUCGCACUGUUUCCACGGAGGCAGGUUGAUUGAUUGCCGUGGUCUGUCUAAUGGAGUGUGUCCUUUCUUAAGGCAACGGGCCCGCCGCCUGGCGUUGGGAUGUCUCACUCCUUUCGCGCUAGUGUGGAUUGGCGAUGUGUAUUUCGGAGCUUGCUAUGUUGGUUUUACUAAAACUUGCUAUUUUGGUUUUCGUUUGUUGCCACACAGUAUUGUAGUCUGGGGGGGGAUGUUGGCAGGCCAUCGCUCUCGAUUUGUGUUUUUCGGUAGAGGCUGUGUGU
This is a messenger RNA of Ectocarpus siliculosus, 2994 nucleotides long. Lineage: Eukaryota; Phaeophyceae; Ectocarpales; Ectocarpaceae. The record is from the annotation of a GenBank genome assembly.